Molecule: messenger RNA, 8670 nt
Organism: Prorocentrum cordatum
Lineage: Eukaryota; Dinophyceae; Prorocentrales; Prorocentraceae
Source: the annotation of a GenBank genome assembly
AUGGCGGGGAACGCGGAGGACCGGGACACUAUGUGCGCGAUCUGCUGGUCAGACUUUGACGAGGCGCCUUGCGAGGCGUUGAUGUGCGGGCACGUUUUCCAUGCAGAGUGCUUGGCGCGAGACAUGGAGGCAAGGGGCGUUUCUAAACGGCUGCAGCGAUGCCCAAAAUGCAAGAUGACAGCAGACGCAGCAGAGAAGGCGCCAGUGGCAGGGGGCCACGGCGUCUUUGCGAUCCCGGACGCCCAGGGGGGGACGCGGGUGCUUCGUCGCCGAGCGCAGGCCAGGGCAUCCGGCAUCUGCGGCGCCGGCAGUUCCUCCGGCGACGCUGCGGGGGCUGCGACGGAUGGCCAGAACGGCAGCGCGCUUCCAGCAGCGGAGGCGGCGCCCGCCGCCGCCGCGGUUCCCCAGGACAUCGUGCCUGCGGAGGCGGCGCCCGCCGACGCCGCAGCGGUUCCCCGGGACAUCGUGCCCGCCGCGGGCGCCCCCAUGGACAUCGUGCCCGCUGCCAGUCAGGGCGGCGAGCUGGCUGGCAGCCAAGCCGGCGACGGCGAGCUGGCUGGCAGCCAAGCCGGCGACGGCCCGGUCAUGCUCGACCCCCUCCGCGGGCUUCAGUGGAGGAGCGCCGCGGCGAAACGACGGAAGAUUAUGAAGGAUGCCCCGGAGCUGGUGCAGCAGUGGAACGAGAGGAUUAGGGCCGCCGCGGGCGCGGGUGCGCUCAACGACGUCCUGUUCAGCAAAGAGACCUCCGCUGGCUUCGAGAACGCGGAGACCGCGGUGGCGACCAUCAAGAAGUGCCUGGAGUCCAUCGCCAAUGACACUAGGGAACCCCACGAACUUGCAGCUGACCUCGACUUUGACCAGCGGCCUGGGCACCCGCUAGUGUGGUACGACGUGGUGAAGCGCAUCUGCGACGCUCAGGGCUACCACCACGAGGGCUUCGCGCUCCUCCUCGAGUCCAACAUCGGCUUUUGCGAGCACAGCGAGACGUACCUGACCCACGAUUUGGGCUGCACCCACCGUGUCUCGCCGUCGCAGGCGUGUCUCGUGUCGCAGAGUGCCUCCAUGCGCAAGAGCCCCCAGCUCGAGUUGGCGGACAGCCUUAUCCUCGACGCCGAGAGCGCGCCACUGGAGUGGGCGGACCGCAAAGUGCUCAUGACGGACGGGACCAAGAAAGGCACCGAGUCCACCCUAGAGCAGUACAGGCGCGGGCUGCUCAGCAGUUCGGAGGGCGCCAAUACGAUCUACGUGGAGGGCUACUCGAGUAAGGAGGCCAGGAUUCACUUCUUCUUCAAGCAGCGCCUGUGCCAGUGGACGCAGGCCGAGUCCAUCUCGUCCCCGACGGGGCAUGGGCCGAUGGCGCUCGUGAAGGGCACGUACAAUUUCGGCUGCCGCAUCAUCACGCAGCCCGAGACAGCGGACUCGACCAUGCGCCCUGGGGCGCAGGGGUGGCACAAGCGCUUGUCCAUCGCGGCGGCGCCUCAGGAGUCGCGUCUUGCAGGGUGGGCGAACGGCUUCGCCGACACUGAGUGCCAGGACUUCCUCAAGGAGAACCGCAUCAACAAGUGGUGGAAGGCAAAGCUUUUGUUUUUCCGUUCUGACCUGCUCCGCUCCUCUCUGAGCACCAUGCGCAUCUUCCAGCACUGCGCGGGCGAGCAGGCGCCGCUGCGUAGCCAGAUCUCCUUCCUCGAACUGGCCGCGGCGCUGCAGCGCGUGCACCGGCAGUGGCAGCUUCGCCACGGCGCCUACAUCUCCAUGUUGGCAAAGGACCCGUCCGUGGGCGGGAUGGCGCCUGCUCCGCUGGCGGGGCGCUUGCAGUUGUCUUUGGAGCAGACUUUGCAGGCCGCCCUCUUGCAGCACACGCCUCGAGACGGGCGGAUCACGUACACGGCUUUCCGCUUGGCAGUCCGCGGCAAGCGCGGGCCAGCGUUCAGGGGCGCGACGGGCCAGCCGGGCGUGGGCCCGCUGAUGCCGCGCAUCAAGGUGGCUGUGGCGGCCCUGGUUGCGGGCGGGGUGCUCGAAGAGGCGCCCGGCGCGGACCAGGGCUUCGUGAAGGUGGGCUAUCUCAAGCAGUCCGAGAAGCAAGCGGCCUUUCGCCGCAGCCUCGGCGUCUCGGUAGAGGCGUGGGCGCCUCGGGCGGCCCUGCCAGAGCUCGGUGCGCGCGACGCAGCGGCGCUGGACGCUGCGCUGGCCCAGCGGGACUCCGCCCGCUCAGGCGUUGGCGCACGGGCAGACAAGCGGGCGCGCCUGGCGUUGCGCUUUCGCGCGGGGCGCACGCGGGGCACGCUGGCCCGACUGCUCCAGUGUGGACUUGUUAGCGGCGACGGCGGCCCGGCUGAGACGCUGGCCCCGCGGGCAGGGCUCGCUGGCAAACUUCGAGGCGAGGAGGUGGUCGUCCUCGACGCCUUCGUGUGCCGCGGCCGCCUUCGGUGCGACGUGGCCCCCGUAGUCCAAGGCUCUGGGGCGGGCGCCGCUGGCGGCGCGCACGUGCUCAGGACGAGUUUGCGGCGUGGUUUGACCACGCGUGCCGGUUCUGAUCUCACGGACGUGCAGCAUCGGUGGCGCUGCCGGUCGAUCGUCCGCGGUGUUCCAUGGAUGGCGCGCGUGCCCGAGGGCGUGUCGGAUGGCGGGCGCGCAGCAUCGGUGGCUCCGCGCGCUCUCGUGGAAGACGCGCAGAUGUUGCAGUCUUUCCGCCACGCCCUCGCCGGCAUGAACGUCGCGGCGCCCGCGUGCCAGCGGCCCGCGGCGCCAGUCCUCGUGAUCCCGAAGGCCGCCGACGAUCACGCCCGGCAAUUCCGGCACUGGGUCGCGCGUCAGCAGGGGGGGCCGCGCUGCAGCCGAGCGGGGAAUGCAGGCGCGGGAGCUACGUUUGGGACUUCCCGUGGCCAGUGCAGCUGGACCGUCAGAGGUGGGUAUGCUUCACGUGCAUGGGCUGUCCACGAACAUGGGCAUUGCCCGCAGGCGUCGUACGGCGGGCGCGGCGACGACGUCGGGCAUCGCUGUUACUUCCCAGUCGCCGACGAGGACGUGGUGCGCGUCGCCCCUGACGCGAUCGUCAUCCGCGGCAACGCGGCGGAGGGCGGGCAGAAGGAGGGCCGCUGUUACGUGACUGGGAGGUUCCUGGCGAGAUUCCUCUUCUGCCUGAAUGACACGCUGAACUUCCGCGAGUGCCGUCGGCAGCUGCUCGGGGAGUACGUCGCCGUCGCGCGCGGCGCGGAGGCGGGCUUGAGCGACGCCGGCGCGCGGGCAGUCCUCUUCAACAUCGCUUUCGCCCUCCCCAAGCGCAAGAUGUUGGGCAUGAUCGCCCCGCGCGCCUUCUCCGCCCCGAUUUCGCGGAGAGUGUCUGAGAUGCGGCGCCUGCAGAGUCUCUACAACGGUUCCGGGCUGCGCGUGGACGGCAACUUCAAGCUGGCGAAGAAGAUUUGGAGAGGUGCCGGCAAGUCCCGCCAGAAGCCCUUCAGUUGCGUGCUCGGCAUCUGCGGGACGGACGGAUCGCCCCUGCUGCCUGUCGCCCCCGUCCGCGGGGAGGCCUGGAUGGACAUCAAGCGCGUGCUGCAGCCUCUGCUCGCGGACAUCGUCUCUGCUCGCCAGGCCGCCGGCAUGUCCUUGGAGGACGCGUGCCCUGCGUUCGUCAGCACCGACUCCUACAACAAGCACUUCAAGAAGUACGCCGACGUGGUGAAUGAGGCGUGCCAGCUUGCCCGGGUGCGGACGGCUGGUGCCACUCCGCGCGGCCCACUCGCCGCGUGCUGCAUAGUCGCGCCUUCCGUCGGCGUGCUCGUGGCAGGCGAGCCGUUCCACGACGUCCUCAACGCGAGGAACCGCAAGGCGCGCCUCCCGUGCCGGCGCUUGGAGAGCGCGGGCGCGACCUCCUGCGGACUGCUGUGGCUCAGUCUGCCGCGUCCUUCCAGGAAGCGCUCGCGCAGUUCGGCGUUGCCCGCGUGGGUCGACGAUGACGUCAUGUAUUUCCAGCAGAGCGAACGCGCCCGUCUCAUGCUCGAGCCCGAGACAGCUCUGCGGCUGGAGCAAGAGUUGGCGGACGCCGCUCGCCAGCACUUCUUGAUGGUCGCCACCGCGGUCUCCGCGUUCUCGAAGCCAGCGGAGGUCUCUUUGCUGAACAGCCGUUGGCGCGGCAAGUCGGGGAUGGCGGGGAACGCGGAGGACCGGGACACUAUGUGCGCGAUCUGCUGGUCAGACUUUGACGAGGCGCCUUGCGAGGCGUUGAUGUGCGGGCACGUUUUCCAUGCAGAGUGCUUGGCGCGAGACAUGGAGGCAAGGGGCGUUUCUAAACGGCUGCAGCGAUGCCCAAAAUGCAAGAUGACAGCAGACGCAGCAGAGAAGGCGCCAGUGGCAGGGGGCCACGGCGUCUUUGCGAUCCCGGACGCCCAGGGGGGGACGCGGGUGCUUCGUCGCCGAGCGCAGGCCAGGGCAUCCGGCAUCUGCGGCGCCGGCAGUUCCUCCGGCGACGCUGCGGGGGCUGCGACGGAUGGCCAGAACGGCAGCGCGCUUCCAGCAGCGGAGGCGGCGCCCGCCGCCGCCGCGGUUCCCCAGGACAUCGUGCCUGCGGAGGCGGCGCCCGCCGACGCCGCAGCGGUUCCCCGGGACAUCGUGCCCGCCGCGGGCGCCCCCAUGGACAUCGUGCCCGCUGCCAGUCAGGGCGGCGAGCUGGCUGGCAGCCAAGCCGGCGACGGCGAGCUGGCUGGCAGCCAAGCCGGCGACGGCCCGGUCAUGCUCGACCCCCUCCGCGGGCUUCAGUGGAGGAGCGCCGCGGCGAAACGACGGAAGAUUAUGAAGGAUGCCCCGGAGCUGGUGCAGCAGUGGAACGAGAGGAUUAGGGCCGCCGCGGGCGCGGGUGCGCUCAACGACGUCCUGUUCAGCAAAGAGACCUCCGCUGGCUUCGAGAACGCGGAGACCGCGGUGGCGACCAUCAAGAAGUGCCUGGAGUCCAUCGCCAAUGACACUAGGGAACCCCACGAACUUGCAGCUGACCUCGACUUUGACCAGCGGCCUGGGCACCCGCUAGUGUGGUACGACGUGGUGAAGCGCAUCUGCGACGCUCAGGGCUACCACCACGAGGGCUUCGCGCUCCUCCUCGAGUCCAACAUCGGCUUUUGCGAGCACAGCGAGACGUACCUGACCCACGAUUUGGGCUGCACCCACCGUGUCUCGCCGUCGCAGGCGUGUCUCGUGUCGCAGAGUGCCUCCAUGCGCAAGAGCCCCCAGCUCGAGUUGGCGGACAGCCUUAUCCUCGACGCCGAGAGCGCGCCACUGGAGUGGGCGGACCGCAAAGUGCUCAUGACGGACGGGACCAAGAAAGGCACCGAGUCCACCCUAGAGCAGUACAGGCGCGGGCUGCUCAGCAGUUCGGAGGGCGCCAAUACGAUCUACGUGGAGGGCUACUCGAGUAAGGAGGCCAGGAUUCACUUCUUCUUCAAGCAGCGCCUGUGCCAGUGGACGCAGGCCGAGUCCAUCUCGUCCCCGACGGGGCAUGGGCCGAUGGCGCUCGUGAAGGGCACGUACAAUUUCGGCUGCCGCAUCAUCACGCAGCCCGAGACAGCGGACUCGACCAUGCGCCCUGGGGCGCAGGGGUGGCACAAGCGCUUGUCCAUCGCGGCGGCGCCUCAGGAGUCGCGUCUUGCAGGGUGGGCGAACGGCUUCGCCGACACUGAGUGCCAGGACUUCCUCAAGGAGAACCGCAUCAACAAGUGGUGGAAGGCAAAGCUUUUGUUUUUCCGUUCUGACCUGCUCCGCUCCUCUCUGAGCACCAUGCGCAUCUUCCAGCACUGCGCGGGCGAGCAGGCGCCGCUGCGUAGCCAGAUCUCCUUCCUCGAACUGGCCGCGGCGCUGCAGCGCGUGCACCGGCAGUGGCAGCUUCACCACGGCGCCUACAUCUCCAUGUUGGCAAAGGACCCGUCCGUGGGCGGGAUGGCGCCUGCUCCGCUGGCGGGGCGCUUGCAGUUGUCUUUGGAGCAGACUUUGCAGGCCGCCCUCUUGCAGCACGCGCCUCGAGACGGGCGGAUCACGCACACGGCUUUCCGCUUGGCAGUCCGCGGCAAGCGCGGGCCAGCGUUCAGGGGCGCGACGGGCCAGCCGGGCGUGGGCCCGCUGAUGCCGCGCAUCAAGGUGGCUGUGGCGGCCCUGGUUGCGGGCGGGGUGCUCGAAGAGGCGCCCGGCGCGGACCAGGGCUUCGUGAAGGUGGGCUAUCUCAAGCAGUCCGAGAAGCAAGCGGCCUUUCGCCGCAGCCUCGGCGUCUCGGUAGAGGCGUGGGCGCCUCGGGCGGCCCUGCCAGAGCUCGGUCCGCGCGACGCAGCGGCGCUGGACGCUGCGCUGGCCCAGCGGGACUCCGCCCGCUCAGGCGUUGGCGCACGGGCAGACAAGCGGGCGCGCCUGGCGUUGCGCUUUCGCGCGGGGCGCACGCGGGGCACGCUGGCCCGACUGCUCCAGUGUGGACUUGUUAGCGGCGACGGCGGCCCGGCUGAGACGCUGGCCCCGCGGGCAGGGCUCGCUGGCAAACUUCGAGGCGAGGAGGUGGUCGUCCUCGACGCCUUCGUGUGCCGCGGCCGCCUUCGGUGCGACGUGGCCCCCGUAGUCCAAGGCUCUGGGGCGGGCGCCGCUGGCGGCGCGCACGUGCUCAGGACGAGUUUGCGGCGUGGUUUGACCACGCGUGCCGGUUCUGAUCUCACGGACGUGCAGCAUCGGUGGCGCUGCCGGUCGAUCGUCCGCGGUGUUCCAUGGAUGGCGCGCGUGCCCGAGGGCGUGUCGGAUGGCGGGCGCGCAGCAUCGGUGGCUCCGCGCGCUCUCGUGGAAGACGCGCAGAUGUUGCAGUCUUUCCGCCACGCCCUCGCCGGCAUGAACUCCCUCGUGAUCCCGAAGGCCGCCGACGAUCACGCCCGGCAAUUCCGGCACUGGGUCGCGCGUCAGCAGGGGGAGGCCGCGCUGCAGCCGAGCGGGGAAUGCAGGCGCGGGAGCUACGUUUGGGACUUCCCGUGGCCGGUGCAGCUGGACCGUCAGAGGUGGGUAUGCUUCACGUGCAGGGCUGUCCACGAACAUGGGCGUUGCCCGCAGGCGUCGUGCGGCGGGCGCGGCGACGACGUCGGGCAUCGCCGUUACUUCCCAGUGACCGACGAGGACGUGGUGCGCGUCGCCCCUGACGCGAUCGUCAUCCGCGGCAACGCGGCGGAGGGCGGGCAGAAGGAGGGCCGCUGUUACGUGACUGGGAGGUUCCUGGCGAGAUUCCUCUUCUGCCUGAAUGACACGCUGAACUUCCGCGAGUGCCGUCGGCAGCUGCUCGGGGAGUACGUCGCCGUCGCGCGCGGCGCGGAGGCGGGCUUGAGCGACGCCGACGCGCGGGCCGUCCUCUUCAACAUCGCUUUCGCCCUCCCCAAGCGCAAGAUGUUGGGCAUGAUCGCCCUGCGCGCCUUCUCCGCCCCGAUUUCGCGGAGAGUGUCUGAGAUGCGGCGCCUGCAGAGUCUCUACAACGGUUCCGGGCUGCGCGUGGACGGCAACUUCAAGCUGGCGAAGAAGAUUUGGAGAGGUGCCGGCAAGUCCCGCCAGAAGCCCUUCAGUUGCGUGCUCGGCAUCUGCGGGACGGACGGAUCGCCCCUGCUGCCUGUCGCCCCCGUCCGCGGGGAGGCCUGGAUGGACAUCAAGCGCGUGCUGCAGCCUCUGCUCGCGGACAUCGUCUCUGCUCGCCAGGCCGCCGGCAUGUCCUUGGAGGACGCGUGCCCUGCGUUCGUCAGCACCGACUCCUACAACAAGCACUUCAAGAAGUACGCCGACGUGGUGAAUGAGGCGUGCCAGCUUGCCCGGGUGCGGACGGCUGGCGCCACUCCGCGCGGCCCACUCGCCGCGCGCUGCAUAGUCGCGCCUUCCGUCGGCGUGCUCGUGGCAGGCGAGCCGUUCCACGACGUCCUCAACGCGAGGAGGUGCGUGGAACGACAGCUCGGAUCCACGACGGCUCCGGCGGACUUCUGCCACGACCACGCUGACCUGAUCGGCCGGCUGAACGCGCCCCGCGGCCCACCCGAGGAACCGCAAGGCGCGCCUCCCGUGCCGGCGCUUGGAGAGCGCGGGCGCGACCUCCUGCGGACUGCUGUGGCUCAGUCUGCCGCGUCCUUCCAGGAAGCGCUCGCGCAGGAUCCAGACGGCGCGCGCGAUUUGCGCGCGUUCCUCUCGUCGCCAGGGGUUCUCCGCGCGAAAGGCGUCUGGAAGAGCGCGUUCGGCGCGCAGCCGCCGCGCCCCGUGCUCGCGCGGGAAGUGCGCGGCCGCAGAUGCGUCUUCAAUUCGAAGCUGCGGCGGCAUUACAGCCGCCUUCUCAAGUCGCGACGCUUGAGCGGCUUGCUUGCGUGGCAAGAGUGCGCCGAAGGCUUGCGGGCCGCCGGCGUGGGCCCUCGAUCCGGCACCGUCCCAGUCGAACAGUCUUGGGCCAUCACUGCUUCGUACUGGCCAUCCGAGACUAAGACUGCAGGAGAGAAAGUUUUCAAGUUUUUUGCAGACUUGUCAUUCCUGCGGUUUUUGUACAUGCACUUCCACAGUUCGGCGUUGCCCGCGUGGGUCGACGAUGACGUCAUGUAUUUCCAGCAGAGCGAACGCGCCCGUCUCAUGCUCGAGCCCGAGACAGCUCUGCGGCUGGAGCAAGAGUUGGCGGACGCCGCUCGCCAGAGUUCGCAGUGA